AUGAGUGUGCAAACAGCUGCGCAAGCAGAGGCUCGGGUGAAUGUGGUGCUGUGUGGUGCAUGCAAUGUAAGGCACCACAGGGAUGUACUGUGCGAGCCUAGGAGGCAACCUCGUGAACAUGAGCAACCACAAAAUGGGGUGGGGGUGGUGGACGGUAGCGCGACUCACGCGGGGGAUGGUGGUGAGAAUGAAGAUGUUGAGGUAUCAGACGAGGAGGAGGACGGGAGUUCGGAGUCGGAGGGGGAGGGAGAAGAGCAGCCGAUAGAUGCGGGUGCUGGUGUCCAACAGGCUGUCCCAACAGUACUCCGUGAAGUAUUUGGCGAGGCAUUUAACGGGCUCAACACCUCAGGAACCAACGGAAACAUGCGCCCGGGGGGUGUGGGGUUAUCAACAGCGGCUGAGAGUGGGGGAUUGGGGGAGAGGGGAGGAGUAUCCGAGAGUGGAGGGUCUAGGGAGCGGGAAGGAGCAUACGCGAGUGGGGCAGAGAGGGGAGGAGCAUCAGCGGGUGGGGCAUGGAGGAGAGGAGCAGCCGAGAGUGGGGCGGGGAGGGCAGGAGCAGAGAGUGGGGCAGGGAGGGCAGGAGCAGAGAGUGGGGCAGGGAGGGCAGGAGAAGAGAGUGGGGCAGGGAGGGCAGGAGCAGAGAGUGGGGCAGGGAGGGCAGGAGCAGAGAGCGGGGUGGGAAGGGCAGGAGCAGCCGAGAUCGGGACAGGGAGGGGAGCAGCCGAGAUCGGGACAGGGAGAGGAGCAGCAGGGAGCGGGGCAGGGAGGGGAGGAGCAGCAGGGAGCGGGGCAGGGAGGGGAGGAGCAGCAGGGAGCGGGGCAGGGAGGGGAGGAGUAGCAGGGAGCGGGGGGGGAAGAGGAGGAGCAGCAGGGAGCGGGGCAGGGAGGGGAGGAGUAGCAGGGAGCGGGGGGGGAAGGGGAGGAGUAGCAGGGAGCGGGGGGGAGAGGGGAGGAGCAGUGAGCGGGGCGAGGAGGGCAGGAGCAACAGGGAGCAGGGCGGGGAGGGGAGGAGCAUCAGGGAGUGGGGCAGGGAGGGGAGGAGCAUCAGGGAGUGGGGCAGGGAGGGGAGGAGCAUCAGGGAGUGGGGCAGGGAGGGGAGGAGCAUCAGGGAGUGGGGCAGGGAGGGGAGGAGCAUCAGGGAGUGGGGCAGGGAGGGGAGGAGCAUCAGGGAGUGGGGCAGGGAGGGGAGGAGCAUCAGGGAGUGGGGCAGGGAGGGGAGGAGCAUCAGGGAGUGGGGCAGGGAGGAGAGGAGCAUCAGGGAGUGGGGCAGGGAGGGGAGUCGAGAGUGGGGUAGGGAGGGGAGCUGCAGGGAGCGGGUCGGGGAGGGGAGGUGCUGUAGGGAGCGGUGGAGUGGCGGGUGAGAUGGAAAUUGACCACAACGAUCCCACCCCUGGUGAUGCCUCGCAUAACAAUGGUGACAAUGUGAUGCAGCAACGACAUCAGAGACGGAAACAGCAGCAACAACAGGGACAGCAUCAGGAGCAGCAGGGACAGCAGGAGCGGCAGGGACAGCAGGAGCAGCAGGGAGGGCAGCAGCGACAGGGACAGCAGCAGCGGCAGGGACAGCAGGAGCGGCAGGGACAGCAGCAGCAGCAGCCGCAGCCGCAACAGCAGCAGCAGCAGCAGGGACAGCAGGAGCAGCAGGGAGGGCAGCAGCGACAGGGACAGCAGCAGCGGCAGGGACAGCAGGAGCGGCAGGGACAGCAGCAGCAGCAGCCGCAGCCGCAACAGCAGCAGCAGCAGGGACAGCAGGAGCAGCAGGGAGGGCAGCAGCGGCAGGGACAGCAGCAGCGGCAGGGACAGCAGGAGUGGCAGGGACAGCAGCAGCAGCAGCCGCAGCCGCAACAGCAGCAGCAGCAGGGACAGCAGGAGCAGCAGGGAGGGCAGCAGCGACAGGGACAGCAGCAGCGGCAGGGACAGCAGGAGCGGCAGGGACAGCAGCAGCAGCAGCCGCAGCUGCAACAGCAGCAGCAGCAGGGACAGCAGGAGCAGCAGGGAGGGCAGCAGCGACAGGGACAGCAGCAGCGGCAGGGACAGCAGGAGCGGCAGGGACAGCAGCUGCAGCAGCCGCAGCCGCAACAGCAGCAGCAGCAGGUACAGCAGGAGCAGCAGGGAGGGCAGCAGCGGCAGGGACAGCAGCAGCGGCAGGGACAGCAGGAGUGGCAGGGACAGCAGCAGCAGCAGCCGCAGCCGCAACAGCAGCAGCAGCAGGGACAGCAGGAGCAGCAGGGAGGGCAGCAGCGACAGGGACAGCAGCAGCGGCAGGGACAGCAGGAGCGGCAGGGACAGCAGCAGCAGCAGCCGCAGCCGCAACAGCAGCAGCAGCAGGGACAGCAGGAGCAGCAGGGAGGGCAGCAGCGACAGGGACAGCAGCAGCGGCAGGGACAGCAGGAGCGGCAGGGACAGCAGCAGCAGCAGCCGCAGCCACAACAGCAGCAGCAGCAGGUACAGCAGGAGCAGCAGGGAGGGCAGCAGCGGCAGGGACAGCAGCAGCGGCAGGGACAGCAGGAGUGGCAGGGACAGCAGCAGCAGCAGCCGCAGCCGCAGCCGCAACAGCAGCAGCAGCAGCAGGGACAGCAGGAGCAGCAGGGAGGGCAGCAGCGACAGGGACAGCAGCAGCGGCAGGGACAGCAGGAGCGGCAGGGACAGCAGCAGCAGCAGCCGCAGCCGCAACAGCAGCAGCAGCAGGGACAGCAGGAGCAGCAGGGAGGGCAGCAGCGACAGGGACAGCAGCAGCGGCAGGGACAGCAGGAGCGGCAGGGACAGCAGCAGCAGCAGCCGCAGCCGCAACAGCAGCAGCAGCAGGGACAGCAGGAGCAGCAGGGAGGGCAGCAGCGGCAGGGACAGCAGCAGCGACAGGGACAGCAGGAGUGGCAGGGACAGCAGCAGCAGCAGCAGGGGCAGCAGAUGCCCCUGCUCCUGCAGCAGCUGCUGCAGAAUGCGCAGCAGGAAGGGCAGCAGCAGCAGGGAGAGCAGCAUGAGAUGCGUGGCCAGCAACAACAGCAGCAUGGUGUUGGGCUACAUCUGGAGCAACUGCUCCAAGUAUUGCGACAACAUACCCAAAACCAAAACCACCAACAGUGGCCUCAAUCACAGCACCAGCAGCAAGAUCGACACGAGCAUCUGUAA
Messenger RNA from Closterium sp. Naga37s-1, 3129 nucleotides. NCBI's taxonomy places the organism in Eukaryota, Viridiplantae, Streptophyta, Zygnematophyceae, Desmidiales, Closteriaceae. The record is from the annotation of a GenBank genome assembly.